UACACACAUAUAUAUAUGUAUAUAUCUUAAUAUAUCAAUCAUUAUAUAAAUAUAUUUUUGUUUGUUUUUUUUCGCCAAACCCUCAACCUUAUCCCCCACCUCCGCCCCAAAGAUAUUACUGAUGAAUAGAUGAAAGAAAGAGGAAAAAGAAGUGAAAAAAAAAAAAUGAAAAUGGGCCUUAAAGUCGGAUAAAUGAAUGCAGAGUGUCUCAGUCGAGGGCCGUUGCAGAAGUUCUCGCUUUCCCCCCUCGCCUGUCUUUCGCUCUCAACUACUACGGAUAUUCAAACAGUUCUAACUGCAAACUAUUAUCAAUAAAAUAACUAAACAAAAUAAAUACCAACUCGGCUAAAAAUCGCAAGUGGCGCAGCCAGCUAUUUCUGUGAACGUAAAUUCCCAUAUCGUCGUUUAAUCGCCUUCCUGCCCUAUGCACUAUAUCAACAACAACAACAACUACACUUACUACCACAACAACAACAACAACAACAAUAACAAGAAAAAGUCAACCCAAAAGCAAUCAUUAAAAAGCAAAUACCAAGUAAAAGUUGAAAAUUGGAACAAAUGUUUUACAUGCCUACGGUUAAAUUGUAAAUAAAUUUGUAUAAAGAAAUUGAGAAUACCCGAAAAAAAAGAAAACUUACAAAUUAUAAUAACAAUAACAUUAUAUUAAAUAUAAUGAUAUAAUAAUUAGGCUUUUUUUUCCAAAAACAAACUCUUCGUCCGUUUUAUUCGUUCAUAUAAAAUGAUUAUGUAAUAAUAAUUCGAAAUCCCUUUAAAAAACACGGGUUCCGGGUAUCGAAAAUAGUCGUACUGAUCGACUAUCGACUAUCGCCGCAAUCGGAACCAUUAAUCGGUCAAAGAAUCAAUUUGACAGUAAUCCUUUCGGCCAGCAAAAUUUAGCUAGAAGACAAAAUAUACAAGAAGAGCAUUUUUUUUGCAUACAAAAUUGAAUGAGAAAAACAAGAAAUAAAUUUAGAAAAAAUAAAAGUAAAAAAAGUCAACAACAAGAAAAUACCAGGCAAGCGCAGAGACCCAACAAUAAUUAGCAUUAAAAAUUGGUUAACAAACGCAACACCCCAGAGAAGGCUUGAAGGGAAGAGGAUAAGUUGUACGCCCAUUGUGAUUAUUAAUUCUAGACAUUAGGCCAAGAAACCAAACCGAGGAAAAAAAAUACCAGAGAAUAUUGUGGAUGAAUACUGGAACAACAGCAGCCAAAAAUCGACCAAGAGCUAAGCAAGAGCGAGAGGAUAUCGCAACCCAAAAAGCAACAUUAGCCGCCCAAAGGAACUAGAAAGCAUUCUUAGCCGAGAAACUCUUAGUUCGAUUCCAUCCAAAACAAAAAUAAAAGGAAAAACCGAAAAGGGAAAGAGUAAAGGGAAUCCAUUGAUGCGGCUGAAAAAAAGAUCAAAAACAACGACAGCUCUCAGAUCUGUAAAUCCCAAACUAUAGGUUUCUCCUUCUUCGAAUCGCGAGUGCUUAACCGCUUCCGUUUCCGUUUCCGCGUCCGCGUCCUUUUUCGGUUUCGAGUUCAAGUUCGACAGCCGCCAGGAUGACGAUGUGGCAGAGCGGCGGCAUGGGAGGCCAUGGCUCCCAAAAUAAUCCAUGGAUGAAGCUGAUGGGCAUCGUGCACAAGGAGCGACGCCACACGGACAAUGUCCAGAGUCAGUCCGGUUCCAACGAGCGCAACCUUAACCAGUCUUUGCCCAAAUUGAGCAGUCAAGACGAAGAAGGGGGGGCUGGUCAUGGCUUUGGUGGCGGACCGCAACACUUUGAACCCAUUCCUCACGAUCAUGAUUUCUGCGAAAGAGUCGUUAUAAAUGUAAGCGGACUAAGGUUUGAGACCCAACUACGUACGCUAAAUCAAUUCCCGGAUACGCUGCUUGGGGAUCCAGCUCGGAGAUUACGGUACUUUGACCCGCUUAGAAAUGAAUAUUUUUUUGACCGUAGUCGACCGAGCUUCGAUGCGAUUUUAUACUAUUAUCAGAGUGGUGGCCGACUACGGAGACCGGUCAAUGUCCCUUUAGACGUAUUUAGUGAAGAAAUAAAAUUUUAUGAAUUAGGUGAUCAAGCAAUUAAUAAAUUCAGAGAGGAUGAAGGCUUUAUUAAAGAGGAAGAAAGACCAUUACCGGAUAAUGAGAAGCAGAGAAAAGUCUGGCUGCUCUUCGAGUAUCCAGAGAGUUCGCAAGCCGCCAGAGUUGUAGCCAUAAUUAGUGUAUUUGUUAUAUUGCUAUCAAUUGUUAUAUUUUGUCUAGAAACAUUACCCGAAUUUAAGCAUUACAAGGUGUUCAAUACAACAACAAAUGGCACAAAAAUCGAGGAAGACGAGGUGCCUGACAUCACAGAUCCUUUCUUCCUUAUAGAAACGUUAUGUAUUAUUUGGUUUACAUUUGAACUAACUGUCAGGUUCCUCGCAUGUCCGAACAAAUUAAAUUUCUGCAGGGAUGUCAUGAAUGUUAUCGACAUAAUCGCCAUCAUUCCGUACUUUAUAACACUAGCGACUGUCGUUGCCGAAGAGGAGGAUACGUUAAAUCUUCCAAAAGCGCCAGUCAGUCCACAGGACAAGUCAUCGAAUCAGGCUAUGUCCUUGGCAAUAUUACGAGUGAUACGAUUAGUUCGAGUAUUUCGAAUAUUUAAGUUAUCUAGGCAUUCGAAGGGUUUACAAAUAUUAGGACGAACUCUGAAAGCCUCAAUGCGGGAAUUAGGUUUACUUAUAUUUUUCUUAUUUAUAGGCGUCGUACUCUUCUCAUCGGCGGUUUAUUUUGCGGAAGCUGGAAGCGAAAAUUCCUUCUUCAAGUCCAUACCCGAUGCAUUUUGGUGGGCGGUCGUUACCAUGACCACCGUUGGAUAUGGUGACAUGACACCCGUCGGCGUUUGGGGCAAGAUUGUGGGAUCACUGUGUGCCAUUGCUGGUGUGCUGACCAUCGCACUCCCGGUGCCGGUCAUCGUCAGCAAUUUCAACUACUUCUAUCACCGCGAAACGGAUCAGGAGGAGAUGCAGAGCCAGAACUUUAAUCACGUUACUAGUUGUCCAUAUUUGCCAGGUACAUUAGGUCAACACAUGAAGAAAUCUUCGUUGUCCGAGUCCUCAUCGGAUAUGAUGGAUUUGGACGAUGGUGUCGAGUCCACGCCGGGAAUGACCGACACGCAUCCAGGACGCAGUACGGUGGCUCCAUUUUUGGGAGCACAGCAGCAGACGCAGCAGCAACCUGCAACAUCGAUGUCGAUGUCGCUGGACAAGCAGCUGCAGCAUCCACUGCAGCAGCUGACUCAGGCGCAACUGUACCAGCAGCAGCAGCAGCAGCAGCAGAAUGGCUUCAAGCAGCAGCAGCUGCAGCAACAACAGUCCAACACAACAACAAUAAGCGCUAGCGCAAGUGCGAGUGCAACGGCGGCAACGGGCAGCGGCAGUGGCACCAGCGGCCUCACCAUGAGGCACAAUAAUGCCCUGGCCGUUAGUAUCGAGACCGACGUUUGACUACUGGUGCAAAAGACGUUACGUGGUAUAAAUUUGGCCUUGACAGGAGUUACGUUGGAUGCCAGAAACGACUACAAAAGCUGUUUAUAUUUAAUUU
Messenger RNA from Drosophila kikkawai, 3569 nucleotides. RefSeq names its product Potassium voltage-gated channel protein Shaker (gene Sh). NCBI's taxonomy places the organism in Eukaryota, Metazoa, Arthropoda, Insecta, Diptera, Drosophilidae. Gene Ontology annotation, cellular component: membrane; voltage-gated potassium channel complex. The record is from RefSeq and is a predicted model, not a curated record. Gene Ontology annotation, molecular function: delayed rectifier potassium channel activity; protein binding. Gene Ontology annotation, biological process: protein homooligomerization; potassium ion transmembrane transport.